AUGAAGAGCGGGCGCUCCUCUUGUCCGAACUCUCGUACCGGUACUCCUUCCGGUGCUAGAGGUAUUCAAAGGGCACCUAGAAAUGGUAGUAGCCCCCCGAAGAACGAUACCCACCAAGAUGAAAGACCAAGGAGUCGAGGUUACAUCUCUAGCAAUUUAUAUGAAGAAAAGAGUAGCGUAUCAAUGAACGACUCUCUACCUCAUCCCGGGAAAAGAUCCAAAGAAGUUGAUUUAAACAUCGAAAAUCCGACUUCUCCUUAUGUUCCACGGUCCCGCCGUUCUCGAGAGUUUGGGAGGGAAAAUAACCCCAGCCGCUUGAUUCACUACACGCUGCCUUCCGAUAUCGCGGCCGAUAGCAGUAAAACAACGGAAUCCUCGUCAAUACCAGCUAGUCAAAGCUCUCUAGUAAUCACGAAUCCCGCCAGUAAGGAUUCUAAACAUGUCAAAAAACAAAAAGGAAAUAGUUUCAAGUCCAACGGCGAGUUUCUUACCAAGACGCUCGAUGGAAUGGAGCGAUGGCUGUUGAAAAACGAGAGCAGCUUUUCUGCAGGCGACCUUGCGGCUUUGUCCUCGGAGAAAGAAGGGUUGGAAGAAGAGUCCCCGUUAGAGCAGCUGCUUAAUUGUGCUUUACAAAUAUACCAUUGGGGACGAACUCGUGGAGACUCGGAUGCCAUUGUUUGGAAAGAUCACCCCUCGGAUGUCAGAAAAGCUUUUAAUUCCGCUAUCCUCGAAUUAGGAUCAAGUAAUUCUGGGAAACCAAACUAUAAAUCCCAGGACGAAUUGAUUUUGCGCAUGAGGUACAAUCCUUCGCGCUUGUAUUCGAGUUCACAGCCAAAGGACGGUAUACAAAAUAUCUACGUUCAAGAAUACACCGUCUCUAAAGAAAACACCUCAUAUACUGCCCCACUAAAGCCCAGGAAUCUUCUUAACCCGCUAGUAGGAGAUGGAGUCACCGCAAAUCCAUAUAGCUGUUUAGCCGAGGGGAAACUACCCGGCUCUUCAAACGAAUUGCUAGUGCCAUCUCUAUCCUCGAACGUAAAAUCUGGUGGGGGGAAAUUCUGGGACCUUUUAAACUCUUUAGAAUCAAGUUCGGACCCGAAGAGCCCGUUGCACUGGUACCGGAAUGCGGUACAAGGCAAAAGUAAGGAAGACGAAAACUCGAUAUCGUCGCGAUCAAGCCCGCAAGCUUCCAAGGAGUCCACCUUGUAUCGAGCACAGAACUAUCCCGGAGUAACAAACUCUAUGGAUUUAUCUGCAGGGUGUUUUCUAUCAUGUCCAAGCCUUGACUCGAUGUCGGAAAUAACCUGUUCGAAGCCAUCUACCCAAGGCCCUGUAUUUUCGAGACCUCGCCCCGCUCAGUAUUCUCUUGGCUAUCACUCCUCAGAUAGCCUAGAUGAAAUCGACGACGACGAAGAAUUGGGGAAACUCAGCGCCUCGCUUUUAUAUCUUGUUUAUUUAGGGUUGACCUACGAAAGGGGGUCAAAUUCUCGAUCUAGUGCUGGUGGUGGACCCAACGGCGGCUCAACAAGCGGAUAUAGUAGUGCACCUGGAGGGAGUGGAAACUCACCCGGGAAUUUACCUGCUUCAAGGUCUAGACAGACGAACCGGACUAAAAAGCACGGCAGAGGAGAUUCUGAUGAUGACGACGGUGGAAAAGGUUCAGAACCUCCCAAAAGGAAAAAGAAACUUAUGAGUGCACAGGAAAUCAAUCAGCGUUUAGCCUGCCCAUUUGCAAAGGGAGAUCCGACCACACAUGAAAGGUGCCUCUUUGUACACCGGCGGGAUUUACCGGGCGUAAGGUCAGUGAAGGAGCAUCUAUCGGAACAUUUGAAAAGAAACCACUUCAGUGGGACUGUUCCUCCAGAGAUUCGGCAGGCGCGAACAUGGUCACAAAUAUUCCUUGUUUGUAACCCAAAUUGGCCUAAUCAUCGUCCAAUUCCAUCCCCUCACCUUGAUGUUUCCCACAUUCACCCUUCGCCUCAAACGAACACGAUUUCUCCUGGAACUUUUGCUCUGAGCACGAGUGCGGUGUAUCCCUCGAUUGGAGACCGAUCACGGUCAAUUGCCCCUGUAGCGCCAACGAGUCGAACCCUUACUCAACGGGUCUUUCCAAGCUCUCCAACACCUGCACAAACCCCGAUGACGCUCUCCAGCCUAGCCACAAGUGUAAAUGAGAGUUUAGAAAAUUCACAAAAUCCCUUUUUCAUGCAAACCCCAGCGCCGCAAAUCCGCGACCUAGAACGCACAGGAUCACUAUUGCCCUCUAACACUAUACAAUCAUCCAUCGACAACCUGCUCGGUUUCGACAAUCUCAAUGAGUUUUUCCAGGAUUCGAUUGAAUGGCUUAAAUCUAAUGCAAUCACUAAUAUAUAUACUCAGUCAAUACCAGAUAGAAGAUCCAGUUCUCAUGAAUUCCUGGAUAGGGCUUCUACAGGCUCAUCUUCCUCCAAUGUUCCUGUUCAGAUACUCACUCCUCGAUCCUCCCUUGAGUCCCUAAGUGAUGUCAUAGUUCAGGAUAACGAAUUUGAUCAGUGGUUUGAAUUCCCGAAAUCUUACACGCCAACAGCUACUCCUCCAGUAUCAAUCCACAGAUCUAACUGCGGAAGAGAAGGAAAAUACCUGCUCCGCGUUGCUCGAAAACCCGCCUUGCCGAAAGGGACAUCUUCUGAAACUUCAAGUAGCAAGAAAUUCUACUUUGAUAACAUGGAAGAAUUCAAGGCAAAUUUCGAAAACUGGAUGAAAGCUCAGUUCUAUGACCCGGGGUUUUGCUGGGGGCUGUGGGAACUUGAAAAUCCUGGGAGACAGGAAAGGUUAUCUGAUAUGCAAGCGGUGGUCGACGAGUUGGAGUUCAUGUUGCUUGCAUACAGGUCGAACGAAGCCGCUCUGUUUUUAGUGGCGAAGCACUUACCUUAUUUAGACUAG
Messenger RNA from Orbilia oligospora ATCC 24927, 2922 nucleotides. RefSeq lists its product as uncharacterized. The coding region runs from base 1 to 2922 and encodes 973 amino acids. The record is from RefSeq and is a predicted model, not a curated record. The transcript is spliced from 4 exons. Lineage: Eukaryota; Fungi; Ascomycota; Orbiliomycetes; Orbiliales; Orbiliaceae.